AUGAAGAACGAAGAUGCGCUGCUCGGCGCCUGCCUGCACGCCUUGCGCGCUCUCCUGACAAGACCACUGCGAGCGCACACGCGCGCUCACUUCAAACACACAAGUACCGCUCUCUGUUGUGCGAACGAAAAAAGGAGAGAUCCUAAUUUACCGACUGCCCACCCACUUACCCACUGCGUGCACUUGCCCGCCUGCAUGAGAUGGUAUGGCGAGUCCGCCCUUCACCACCAAAACAAUCACUCGUCCACCUACUCCCUCAGAUCCCCAAUUCGUUCUAUUCUAUUUUCACUUUUAGACAGACACUUCAACGCCACAGAGGGUCAGUCGCUCAGCGGGUCCGCCGGCUUUCCGGAACAGGUGGGCAAUCGACCACCUUCGGCUGACUCGCGGAAAAUGGACGCUUUCCAUCGCGGUGUGAAGGAGGCUCCGCGUUCGUCGCCUUCUAACAGCUCUGAGGGCGGAGUGUCAACACAACCGCAACAAUCGCAACAGGCAUCGCUACCACCACCUCCGAUGCUAUCAGAAGAGCAUCAUUUACAACACGAGGCGUAUGAAGGCAGCUCAAACAUUCCUACCACCUGCACCCAGUCUUCGAAUCCUCAGAUGUCUGGACUCUUCAGCAUUCGUCGAGCUGUUGGUUUAUCGCGUACGAAUCUCCCCUUUCCAGCGAGGAAGCGACUAUUCAGUUGGUUAGUAGACCAUCUCCGAGAACCCUAUCCUUCUGAAGAGGAGAAAAUGAUGCUUGCGAUGGAGACCGGGCUCUCCCGAACCACUGUCAAUAAUUGGUUCAUCAACGCACGUCGGCGUUAUGUGAAACCACUGAUGCAGGGUCGACUUGUUCUCCAAUCAGGUGUUUUCAAAACUGUCUCAGGGGAUGGCGCAUCUUCUGCGAAAUCGCCAAAUUCACCGACUCAAUCGUCUGGAGUUCCCAUUGCUGCUGGAGCGUCAUCAUCUUCCAAUUUCCACAACUCCGAUACCACAGCGGGUCAGUUUUCGUCCCAAUUCGCUGCGGCUUCGAGGCUGAACCUUCAUCAAGAUGGUGUGUUUCCAGCUCCACCUCCACCACCACCGCAUAUGGGGGGAGUGAGCAGCAGUUCUGCGCUGUCUGCAAUGGCAGCAGCCGCUGUGGCAUUUGCUGGAGGCCCUCGUUCUUUCGCAGACAAUGGAGGAGAUUUAAAACUCACUUCUCCACGUCCUGCUCAUUUGCCAUGGCAAACGAUUCCAGGCCUGGAUAUGGGCAGCCCAAAACGUUGUCGCAGAACCUCUGAUCUUUCCUCAUCGUCCUCUCCGGCAGAAACAACGUCAAGGUAUCCGCAGAAAUCUGCUGGCCAUGAAAAACCAACCCUCAAGGGAGAGGUCUCCUGUGAAUAG
This is a messenger RNA of Echinococcus granulosus, 1371 nucleotides long. RefSeq names its product BEL1-like homeodomain protein. The transcript has a single exon. Lineage: Eukaryota; Metazoa; Platyhelminthes; Cestoda; Cyclophyllidea; Taeniidae. Gene Ontology annotation, biological process: regulation of DNA-templated transcription. Gene Ontology annotation, molecular function: DNA binding. Bases 1 to 1371 code for a protein of 456 amino acids. The record is from RefSeq and is a predicted model, not a curated record.